Mastomys coucha (southern multimammate mouse) is the source of this 3044-nucleotide messenger RNA. RefSeq names its product nucleoporin 160 (gene Nup160). The record is from RefSeq and is a predicted model, not a curated record. Lineage: Eukaryota; Metazoa; Chordata; Mammalia; Rodentia; Muridae. Gene Ontology annotation, cellular component: nuclear pore. The coding region runs from base 1 to 1677 and encodes 558 amino acids. The transcript has 15 exons. Gene Ontology annotation, molecular function: structural constituent of nuclear pore.
AUGAACCUUUCCCAGCUCUAUGGUAGUAGCACAGCAGGCUAUACUGUAUGCAGAGCUGUGUAUAAAAUUGCCAGCACUCGCUUCCUGAUCUGCCGAGACCUCUUGAUCUUACAGCAGCUGUUAACAAGGCUAGGAGAUGCAGCUCUGGAAUGUUUCUGUCAGGCAGCAUCUGAAGUAGGCAAAGAAGAAUUCUUAGAUCGCUUGAUCCGAUCAGAGGAUGGGGAGAUUGUGUCUUCCCCCAAGUUGCAGUAUUAUGAUAAGGUUUUACGUCUACUAGACGUUGUUGGAUUGCCUGAGCUGGUUAUUCAGCUUGCUACAUCAGCAAUUACUGAAGCAGGUGAUGACUGGAAAAGUCAGGCUACUUUAAGAACAUGCAUUUUCAAACAUCAUUUGGACUUGGGUCAUAAUAGCCAAGCAUAUGAGGCCUUAACCCAAAUUCCUGACUCCAGCAGGCAGUUAGACUGUUUGCGACAGCUGGUGGUUGUUCUCUGCGAACGCUCCCAACUGCAGGAUCUUGUAGAGUUUCCCUAUGUGAAUCUGCAUGAUGAGGUUGUAGGAAUAAUCGAAUCACGUGCUAGAGCUGUGGACCUUAUGACUCACAAUUACUACGAACUUCUCUACGCUUUUCACAUUUACCGCCACAAUUACCGAAAAGCUGGUACAGUGAUGUUUGAAUAUGGUAUGCGUCUUGGCAGAGAGGUUCGAACUCUCAGGGGACUUGAGAAGCAAGGCAACUGUUACCUGGCCGCUAUUAAUUGUUUACGGCUUAUUCGUCCAGAAUAUGCAUGGAUCGUACAGCCAGCCUCUGGGGCAGUGUCUGAUCGCCCUGGAGCAUCUCCUAAGAGGAAUCAUGAUGGCGAGUGCACUGCUACUCCAACCAAUCGGCAAAUUGAAAUUCUGGAAUUGGAAGAUCUCGAGAAAGAAUGUUCUUUAGCUCGAAUUCGCCUCACAUUGGCUCGGCAUGAUCCAUCAGUGAUUGCCAUUGCAGGAAGUUCAUCAGCAAAGGAGAUGGGCACCCUCUUGGUUCAGGCUGGCCUCUUUGACACUGCCAUAUCACUCUGUCAGACUUUUAAGCUUCCAUUAACACCAGUCUUUGAAGGGCUUGCUUUCAAGUGCAUUAAGUUGCAGUUUGGAGGAGAAGCAGCACAAGGAGAAGCCUGGGCCUGGCUAGCAGCCAAUCAGCUAUCUUCUGUCAUCACCACCAAGGAGUCCAGUGCUACAGAUGAAGCAUGGAGGCUAUUGUCAACUUACUUGGAAAGAUACAAAGUCCAGAAUAAUUUGUAUCAUCAUUGUGUGAUUAACAAGUUGUUGUCUCAUGGAGUUCCUCUGCCUAAUUGGCUUAUAAACAGUUACAAGAAAGUUGAUGCUGCAGAGUUGCUUCGUCUUUACCUGAACUAUGACCUUUUAGAAGAAGCUGUGGAUUUGGUCUCUGAAUAUGUAGAUGCUGUAUUAGGAAAAGGACAUCAGUACUUUGGAAUUGAGUUUCCACUGUCAGCAACAGCCCCAAUGGUAUGGCUCCCAUACUCUUCUAUUGACCAGCUUCUCCAGGCUCUGGGAGAGAACAGUGCCAACAGUCACAACAUUAUACUGUCCCAGAAAAUUCUUGACAAACUAGAAGACUACCAGCAGAAAGUUGACAAGGCAACACGAGAUUUACUGUACCGUCGGGACUUGUGAUCUGGAUAGCUGCUCCACUUUGUAACCUUGGUGCCUCUUAGGGCUUAAGACUACUCUACAGAAACCCUGUCCUCAAGGCCAGUCCUUAUAACUGCAAAUGAUAUGUAUGGCGCCUGAGUCUGCAUUCUGCACAAACAUAGAGAACAAAGUCAGGACCGACCCUGUGCUUGCUUGUGGUGCUAACACGGUUUCUGGUUUUCAAACUUCGUCUCUAACAGCUGCUUUUGUAUAUGAUUCUCAACCUUUUUCAGAGUUUAUAUUUUUGUAAACUACCGAAGACAUCCUUUAUCUGCAAACAAAAACUCACUGUCACUUUCCAUAAUAGCUAAUGGUUGUUGAUUUGUUACAGCUGACCACCAGAUUGUCACUGCAUAUCUUUUAAUUUUCCUUAUCUUUUUUGUAUUUCAGUGGGAUUGUUUUGGUCCAGAACUAACAUCUAUUUUCUGUACUGCAAACAAAGGCUAGUGGUUUUACAUACUCCUUUCAUUAUUUAUUAUAGAGUUUUUCAUAUGACCUUCAGUAAAGUAUUAGGUAAUAUGCAUAGAUUAAGCAUAAAUUAUGAUCAGCUUUUUAAGAAAAUAUUUUUUGAAUCUGGCUCUAAGGCUAAAGUUGAGUAAACAUCAGAAAAAAAGUCCAUCAUCUAGAAAAGAAACAGAUUUUCAUUUUCAAAUUGUAUUGAUUUAUGUCAUUUAUAAUAAUCAAGCUGGACUUGAUCAUACAGUUAGUGUGAUAAUAUAUUGGACCAAAAUAGAAUUUUACUGGUCAGAAUCAGAAACAUUCGUGCAUACAAGCUUUGGAAAAGGUGAAAAAUAAUAAAAAUGUCCUUUAAUUUUAUUCUGUAUAUUAAGAUUUAUCUUUUAAGGAAACAGUCUCUAUACUAUUUGUUUGAAUGAAUGAAUGAAUGCUCUUUGACAUCUGUGUUUUUUUAUAAACUUUAGAACUUAUACUGUUAACAUCCUAUUUGUGUUACAUAGUUUAUAGCUCUUCAGUGCUUAAUAUGACAUGCUAUGGAUUUGCCCUUACCCUCUCAGCUUUCUAAACUUGUGGCUUUCCACUACUACUGUAUUCAUCCACAAUCAGUCGUAGUCUGAACAAUAGCAAACCCUGCUUCAGCCAUAUCUGAAGAGCAACAAGUAAGAGGAUACUGGUGCUGCCUCAGUAGUUCACACAGCACUGACCAGCUCCUUUCCUGUGCUAACUGCCAUGUCAAAGCCAGUCUGGUCUUCCCUUUCCUUCUGCCUUCUUUUUGAUUCCAGCCAGAGCAAAGGGACUUAUGCUCUCACUGCAGUUGGCUUGCUGCUCUGGCGUCCAUGCUUCUGUUUACUGUAUCCUGUGAGGUUUUAUUAGUCCACAGUAAUAUGGCCAUG